CCCCGAGGUUUCAAAUCGUUUACUGAGUCGCGCGGGAAGUUUUCUCCCCUCCCCGCACUACAAAAUUCCUCCCUCACCCGCUUCCCUCAACGAUUCCUCUUCAUCGCAUCCCCCUCCGUUUUCCUUACCCACAAACUAUUUCCAGUUCCGUCAACUCCUUCUAAUCGCUCAAGAUGGAUCCUCGCUCCAACCGCUCCUGCUACAACUGCGGUGACGCCUCCCACCAGGCGAAGGACUGCCCCAAGAAGGGUACUCCCACCUGCUACAACUGCGGUGGUGAGGGCCAUGUCAACCGCGAGUGCCCCAACCCUCCCAAGGAGCGUACCUGCUACCGUUGCGGUCUGACCGGCCACCUGUCCCGUGAGUGCCCUCAGGGUGGUGCUCCCGGCGGCGGCGGCGGCGGCUACGGCGGUGCCUCCGGUGGCCAAGAGUGCUACAAGUGCGGCCAGGUUGGCCACAUUGCUCGCAGCUGCCCCCAGGGUGGUAACUACGGUGGUAGCGGCGGUUACGGCGGCGGCGGCUUUGGCGGUCGCCCCCAGACCUGCUACUCCUGCGGUGGCUUCGGCCACAUGGCUCGUGACUGCACUCAGGGACAGAAGUGCUACAACUGCGGCGAGGUUGGCCACGUUUCCCGUGACUGCACCACCGAGGCCCGCGGUGAGCGUGUCUGCUACAAGUGCAAGCAGCCCGGCCACGUCCAGGCCGCGUGCCCCAACUAAAAUGGAUCUUGCAAUGUCUUUUCUUUCGUCCUUUCCACCCCUGGGUAAUUUCGGAACAAAAAAUUUUCUAUUUGCAUGCGCCACGAUCUGAGAUGUCUAUUUCCCCUGGGUUCUUUUUUGUAUUAUCACUCACGGCUUGAAUCACGACCAUGGUCUUUUUCUUUGCAUGUUGUUUCAUGUCUUCCCGCGUUGAUCUUCCUUUCCGUGUCUACCGGGCUUUCUCGUGUGGAAAGCGAAGUGCAAAGGGCGGUCUGGCUUGCAAAUAAAAUGGGUUAUACAUGGGAUUCUUUUUACGGCGCGUUACGGGAGAUACUUAGUUGCAUGGGGAAAUGCAUAUUUAAUC
This is a messenger RNA of Penicillium cinerascens, 1062 nucleotides long. RefSeq lists its product as uncharacterized. Lineage: Eukaryota; Fungi; Ascomycota; Eurotiomycetes; Eurotiales; Aspergillaceae. The record is from RefSeq and is a predicted model, not a curated record. Gene Ontology annotation, cellular component: cytoplasm. Bases 174 to 719 code for a protein of 181 amino acids. Gene Ontology annotation, molecular function: zinc ion binding; single-stranded RNA binding; translation regulator activity. Gene Ontology annotation, biological process: positive regulation of cytoplasmic translation. The transcript is spliced from 6 exons.